CAGGCCCUAAAUCAGUAGUAUUUGUGCCCCUUUAGAUGAGAGGUAGAGAGUAUUUGUGCAAUCUCCUCGAAUCAUGCAAUGACAAAAGCUCUAUCUCCCAAUUGCACUCUCUCUUGCUUAGAAAUGGUUAUCUCCAGGACAGCUUAUUCGUCACAAAGCUAACCUCUGGAUACGCCAAAUACACCUCUCUCAAAAUUGCACGCCAGGUGUUCAAUGAAACGCCCCGACCAACCGUCUUCCUCUGGAACGCCAUACUCAGAGCCUAUUGCAGAGAGAAUCAAUGGCUGCAGACUCUCCGCCAAUUCCGUCGCAUGAAUUUCGCUGUGGGAGGCGAGAGCCCUGACAACUUCACAGUGCCCAUUGUGCUCAAGGCCUGUGCUGGAUUGCCCGCGCUCGAGAGCGGCAAGGAGGUGCAUGGAUUUGUCAAGAGGAAUCAUGGAAUGGAAGCCGAUAUGUUCGUUGGUGCGGCUCUGAUCCAAAUGUAUGCCAAAUGUGGAGACAUGGGCAAUGCCCAUCGAGUGUUUGUCGAAUUCCCUCGGCCGGAUGUUGUUUUGUGGACUUCGAUGGUUACUGGGUACCAGCAGAAUGGUGAUGCCGUGGAAGCAAUGUCAUUCUUUUCUCGAAUUAUGAUGGCAGAAGGUGCUCUCAUUCCCGAUCCUGUGACUCUUGUUAGCCUGGUUUCGGCUUGUGCACAAGCCAAGAAUAUCAGCGGUGGAAGAUGUUGUCAUGCGUUUGUUGUGAGGAGGUACUCUCAAUUUGAUCUUUCUUUGGCCAAUGCCUUGCUGAAUUUCUACUCAAAAGUAGGGUGUGUGGGGAAUGCAAGGAAUCUUUUUGAUAAAAUGCCUAAUAGAGAUGUCAUUUCGUGGAGUGCCAUGAUUGAUUGCUAUGCUCAGAAUUGCAAUGCUGUCGAGGCAUUGGAUCUUUUUGAUGGCAUGAUUGAGGAUGGAAUUGAGCCGAAUUCAGUUACAGUGGUUAGUGCUCUACAAGCGUGUGCGGUAGCUUGCGACUUAAAAAAGGGUCGGAAGAUUCAUGAUUUUGCUGUUCAAAAGGGUUUUGAAUUGGACCUGGUGGUUUCUACUGCUCUGGUUGACAUGUACACGAAAUGUUCUUGUUUUGAGGAUGCUAUUAAUCUCUUCCAUCGAGUGCCUAAGAAAGAUGUUGUCUCGUGGGCUGCUUUGAUAAGUGGGUAUGCUCAAAAUGGUCUAGCCCACAAGUCAUUGGAGGUGUUUUGUGCCAUGUUGUUGCAUGGUACGCACCCAGAUGCCGUCAUAGUAGUGAAAAUUCUAACAGUAUGUUCUCAUUUGGGUGUCCUCCAGCAAGCUCUUUGCCUUCAUUGUUACUUGGUAGUGAGUGGUUUUGAUAAUAAGGCUUUUGUGGGGGCUGCUCUCAUAGACUUGUAUUCAAAGUGUGGAAGCUUAGAUCAUGCGAUGAUGGUAUUUGAGAGGAUGAGAGAAAAGGACAUUGUUGUCUGGAGUUCAAUGAUUGCGGCUUAUGGAGUUCAUGGCCUCGGAGUGGAAGCAAUCUUGACAUUCAAUCGAAUGGUAGAAUCUUCAGUUAAGCCUAACCAUAUUACUUUUGUAGCAAUCUUGUCGGCAUGUAGUCGUGCUGGAUUGGUAGAAGAAGGGAUUAAGAUUUUUGAAAGUAUGACAGAUGGUCACAAGGUCAUGCCCAAUUCAGAGCAUUAUGGUAUCAUGGUUGAUAUGUUUUGUCGAAAAGGAGAAUUGGAUAAAGCUGCAAAGUUCAUUGAUCAGAUGCCGAUCGCAGCUGGCCCGAAUGUUUGGGGUGCCUUGCUUGGUGGCUGUAGAAUUCAUAAUAACAUUGAGAUGGGUGAAUUUGCUGCUGCAAAUUUGUUGAAGUUGGAUCCUGACCAUGCGGGCUACUAUGUAUUGCUUUCUAAUAUUUAUGCUGUUGGUGGUAGAUGGGAUGAUGUGGCAGAGGUCAGGAGUUUGAUGAAGGCAAAAGGGGUGAGGAGGACACCAGGAAGUAGUUCGAUUGAGGUUGGGAAUGUGGCCAAUACAUUCUUGGAAGAUGACGGUUUGCCUGAAUCGGAGAGGAUAUAUGGGUUGCUGAGGGAAUUGGAAGUGAAGGUGAGAGAGGAGGGUUUUGUUCCUAUGAUGCAUGAUGUUGAGGAAAUGCCUCUUGUCUUGCAGUGAGAUGCAUGCAUGGUUUUAAAGAGUGGUUUUGUAGUGAGACUUGCAUGGUUUCCAACGAUAUUUAAGGCCUAUUUGCUUUUUCAAUUACAACAGUAAAUGGUUGUAAAUGGGCAAUGAUUAUUUACUCUUGCAAUUGUAUGGUGACCUCACAUACAUUUGUCCGCAACAAUGAUUUUGCUAUAUUGUUUGUUUUACCCAAAAAUCACUGUAAAAAUGUAGUUUUAUAAUAUGAAAAAUGUAAUGAUUACAAUUUACUUUA
Messenger RNA from Magnolia sinica, 2412 nucleotides. RefSeq names its product putative pentatricopeptide repeat-containing protein At3g01580. Gene Ontology annotation, molecular function: RNA binding; protein binding. NCBI's taxonomy places the organism in Eukaryota, Viridiplantae, Streptophyta, Magnoliopsida, Magnoliales, Magnoliaceae. The record is from RefSeq and is a predicted model, not a curated record. Gene Ontology annotation, biological process: RNA modification.